Messenger RNA from Lodderomyces oxycetoniae, 933 nucleotides. RefSeq lists its product as uncharacterized. Bases 1 to 933 code for a protein of 310 amino acids. The transcript has a single exon. The record is from RefSeq and is a predicted model, not a curated record. Gene Ontology annotation, molecular function: L-ornithine transmembrane transporter activity. Gene Ontology annotation, biological process: mitochondrial L-ornithine transmembrane transport. Lineage: Eukaryota; Fungi; Ascomycota; Pichiomycetes; Serinales; Debaryomycetaceae.
AUGUCGAUUGCGGAGAGAGAGGAGGAGAUUUGGGUUAACGACAACAACCAUGUACCGAAUCAACCUUCAAAGUACCUUGGAUUUGUAGCAGGAAUGGCCCUGGGUGUUAUGAAAAACUUGGUUGGACAUCCCUUUGAUACAAUUAAAGUGCGUUUGCAAACAUCUCCCAAGGGCCAAUUCAAAGGACCAAUGGAUUGUUUGAUUCAAACGUUGAAAAAUGAAGGUGUUUUAGGUUUAUACAAAGGUUUUACACCGCCCUUGGUUGGCUGGGUGCUAAUGGACUCGGUUAUGCUUGGUUCUUUGCAUGUGUACAGGCGAUGGACAAAAGAGUAUAUCUACCCUGAUGAUACCAAAUUACCGUUAAUGGGACACGUUGUUGCGGGGCUAGGUAGCGGUAUGACUGUGAGUUUUGUAGCUGCGCCAAUUGAACAAUUCAAAGCUCGACUACAAGUGCAGUACGAUGCAAAGAGUAAACAGUAUACGGGACCUAUAGAUGUUGCAACUAAAUUGUAUCGUGUUUCAGGAAUCAGGGGGAUAUACAGUGGUUUAUUCGCGACAAUGGUAUUUCGAACUAAUUUCAUAUUCUGGUGGGGUUCCUAUGAAUUGUUUACUCGGUGGUUUGAGGAAAACACAAGGAUGUCAAAACCGUCAAUCAAUUUCUGGUCGGGUGGUUUGAGCGCCACGGUAUUUUGGAUAUUUGCAUAUCCUGCCGAUGUUGUUAAACAAACAAUAAUGACAGAUUCUCCUAUACCGCUGAACAAGAAAUUUCCUCACUACAUGGAUGCAGUGAGAUAUAUAUACAAUAUGCGAGGAUUAAGGGGAUAUACUCGAGGAUUCUUGCCUUCUAUAUUGAGAAGCUUCCCCGCAAAUGCGGCAGCAUUAGCCGCAUUUGAAGCAGUUAUGAGAUUCUUUGCCAAUAACGGACAUAAGUAG